AUGAUCCGCCUCGAGCACUUCCUCGACAACGUGCUUCGACAAUCCCUCGCGAAGGUGCUGCAGAAGCGGGACGUGGUGUACGAAAUGGCGUCGCAGUGCUGCCAGCUGCGCGAUCUCUUCGAGGAGAUGCGGGCACUCUCCGCAACGCACUCCUUCAUCAAGGACGGUGGGUCACCGUCAUCACCGCCUGCUGCUCCCGUGGCAGCGCCCCCGGGGGAGGUGCCGCAGCGUAAUCAAAUCAUGGUCGACAUUGGAAAUCACUUCUUUGUGCAGUGCACCAUCGCCGACGCGUCGCGUGUGUUGGUGAAUCUUGGCUGCGGCGUUGUGCUCCCCAUGUCCACUGCCGAGGCCUGUGAGUUUCUGCAUAAGAAGGAGCGACUCCUGCGGGAGCGGGCGGCGCGGCUGAGCAAGGAGGCGCUGCGCAUUACGUACCGCAUCCGCCUCGUCAUGGAGGCCAUCACGCGGCUGUACGACCGCGCGAGUGGGCAGCGCGUGUGA
Molecule: messenger RNA, 498 nt
Organism: Trypanosoma grayi
Lineage: Eukaryota; Euglenozoa; Kinetoplastea; Trypanosomatida; Trypanosomatidae
Product: protein UXT
Exons: 1
Coding region: 1-498 (165 amino acids)
Source: RefSeq, a predicted model, not a curated record